AAAAUAAAUAAACAAAUUAAUAAUUAAUAAAUAAAUAAUGACUAGUGAUUUUGUACAAAUUAAUGACUGGCCAAUUUGGUACGACAAGUAUGGUACCGGUCCACAACCAUUACUUAUGAUACCUGGAGGGAUAGGAACCGGUCAAACAGAUUUUUAUGAACAACUAGAAGGCGACGAUAUACUAGACUUCGAUCAGUUAACUAUAAUAGCUGUAGAACCGCCUGGUUAUGGACGUUCCCGACCACCUAAUAGACGAUACGAUAGCAAUGUCUACGAUACUGAUGCCGAAUGUUGCUAUCAGCUCAUGAAACACUUAGGAUUUGAUACAUUUCACGUAAUUGGUUGGUCAGAUGGCGCGAGAUCGGCAAUCACACUGGUCUGCAAAUAUCCCGAAGCGGUUACAAAGCUGGUGGUGACCAAUAUAUUUGCUUUUGCCGAUAAUAAGACACUGUCUGUAUUGAAAUCUAAUCAAACGGUGGAUCGUUGGCACCAGGAUCGCGUCAAAUGUUAUUUGCGGUCCUAUAAGGAUACAGUAGAGAUUCAGCGAAUGUGGGACAGACAGAUCAGAUUCAUGGAACAUAUGCGCACAUACCUACCCAACGAUCCCAAUGAAGAAAAAUAUAAAUCGAUAAAAUGUCCCGUUUUGGUCAUACAGGGAGAUAAAGACCAUAUAACUAGUGCCGAGCACUCGGAGUAUAUUAUGAAAAGGGUGUCGACCGCUGAGUUGCACCGGUUUGCCAAUGGUAGCCAUGACUUACAUCAGCGAUAUUCGGCAACAUUCAAGAAAGUGGUCGAAGAUUUCCUAUUGCACGGCAUAUUAAGUCAACCGACCCGUAAACGCGAAUAUAAAUAUAUACCACAUAAGUCUAUUAAAUAAUAAUAAUAAUAAUACUUAAAGAUUAUUAUUAUUAUUAAAAUAUUUGAUAAGUUGAAAUUUGAAGUUGAAUGUACCUAGUAUAUAAUUUAUUAU
Molecule: messenger RNA, 970 nt
Organism: Oppia nitens
Lineage: Eukaryota; Metazoa; Arthropoda; Arachnida; Sarcoptiformes; Oppiidae
Product: valacyclovir hydrolase-like
Exons: 4
Coding region: 38-877 (279 amino acids)
Source: RefSeq, a predicted model, not a curated record